AUGAGAGGGUCACGUAAACAGUGGGAGCACUUCCAGAGGAGGGGGGGUGAGGACGGUGCAAAGAACAUUAUACUGUCUGUGUUUCUCACCCGCCCGGAUCCACGUCUAACCCUUGUUUCUUUGCCUCACCUAUCCUCACCCAUUCUCACCUGUGCCUCACCUGUGUCUAACCUGUCUUCACCCGUCCUCACCUAUGUCUCACCUGUCCUCACCCGUCCUCACCCAUCCUCACCCGUCUUCACCCGUCCUCACCUGUGCCUCACCCGUCCUCCCCGUCCUCACCUGUCCUCACCCGUCCUCACCUGUCCUCACCCGUCCUCACCUGUCCUCACCCGUCCUCACCUGUGCCUCGCCCGUCCUCACCUGUGCCUCACCCGUCCUCACCUGUGCCUCACCCGUCCUCACUUGUGCCUCACCCGUCCUCACCUGUGCCUCACCCGUCCUCACCUGUGCCUAACCUGUGCCUCACCUGUGCCUCACCCGUCCUCACCUGUGCCUCACCCGUCCUCACCUGUGCCUCACCCGUCCUCACCUGUGCCUCACCUGUGCCUCACCUCUGUCUCAUCUGUGUGUCACCCGUCCUCACCUGUGCCUCACCCGUCCUCACCUGUGCCUCACCGGUCCUCACCUGUGCCUCACCGGUCCUCACCUGUGCCUCACCCGUCCUCACUUGUGCCUCACCCGUCCUCACCUGUGCCUCACCCGUCCUCACCCGUCCUCACCUGUGCCUCACCCGAGCUGGUGGCUGCUGGAGGUGGCAGAUGGCUGGGGCACCUCCGCGGCUCCUCUGGGAGACGGGCCCGCCCACACACCCAUAACUCACCCAUCCCUCACCCCUCCCUCACCCUUCUCUCACCCCUCCCUCCCCCGCUGAGGCUCACCCCGCUCUGUGCCACAGUGUGUACAGGGACGCAGAGGAACUUCGUUGAUUGUGAAUUGGUUGUUCUGAGUUUUGCUCUGGUCGUCAUGGUGACCACAGUUCUGUGCUGA
Messenger RNA from Knipowitschia caucasica, 990 nucleotides. The record is from the annotation of a GenBank genome assembly. NCBI's taxonomy places the organism in Eukaryota, Metazoa, Chordata, Actinopteri, Gobiiformes, Gobiidae.